UCAGGCUAUUUUCAUAUGUGUCGGACGGAGCGCGAGCUGUCUUGUGAUUCGGAUGCUUCGUCACAUGUGGAUGCUCGGCCGGAGGUGGUCCGGCGGAGGCCCCUGAGGUCAGAGAAGCGCAUUUCGGCCUCGAAGGAGAACCUCUCCUGCUCCGGACCGAUUCGAGGACGUCCCUGGAUUAUGUGAUUCACAGCAGGUCUGCAGUCUUGCCUGGCCUCUGGCAGCAGAGAGAGCACGUGUCGCAGGUUCCCUGGAAGGCAGCGUCUGGAAGCUUCUGAGACUAAGACAACGAAAGCUUUGCAGCGCCGUUGACAUGACGAAGUGUGAGCACUACUUAUUCUGCUAGACAGUGACUGUCAUCACUGAGAGUCUCUGGCCCUGGGCAACGUGCUGCUGGUAUUUUAAGAAACAUUCCUGUACUUCCUCUUUUCACUUCGCCAUCACAGCCGGCCACACUCAGAGGCACCUUGCUCUACUCACUGCCCAGCGCCGGGACCGGCCCGUCCGUCCGUCCCAGAGCAUCCCAGAGCACGCGCCGAUGCUCCUGUGGGCAUCUCUGCUGGUCCUGGCUCCAGUCUGUGGACAGCUUGAAGCUGCGUCCAAACCCGUGAUUUCCCUCCAUCCUCCAUGGACCGUCGCCUUCAGAGGAGAGACAGUGACCCUGACUUGCAAUGUAUUUCACUUCCACGCUCCAGAGAAAAUAAAACGGUUCCUUUGGUACCUUGGGAGGAGAAUGCUACUCGAAACCCCAGGCAACACCCUGGAGGUCCGUGACUCCGGACAGUACAGAUGCCAGACCCAGGACUCGCUCCCAAGUGACCAAGUGAACAUGAUCUUUUCUUCAGGCUGGCUCGUGCUCCAGGCUCCACAUGGCGUGUUUGAAGGUGACACACUGGUCCUGAGGUGCCAGACAAGGAGUCGAGAGACACUGACCUCUGUGAAGUACAUUUGGAACGGAAAAGUCAUCUCCGCCUCCAAUCAGAGCCAGGACCUUUCGAUACCACGAGCAAGUUCAAACAACAGUGGCUUCUACCACUGCACUGGGCGUGUGGACAAAAUGCACGCAUGGAAGUCAAAUACCAAGUCUGUUCAAAUUCAAGAACUGUUUCCACACCCGAAGCUGAAAGUCACCCCCUCCCAGCCCACAGAGGGCAGUUCUGUGAACCUGAGCUGCGAAACUCAGCUGCCUCCAGAGCGGCCGGACACUGUGCUUCGUUUCAGCUUCUUCAGGGACCGAAGGGUCGUGCUGUCAGACUGGAGCCGGUCCCCGGAACUGCAGAUCACAGCCAUCUGGAGACAAGACGCGGGGUCAUACACGUGCGGGGCUGCUGCGGCCCAGGGCGUCCACAAGCUCAGCCUCCCGGUGCACGUCUACGUGCAGGGGGUCCCGGUGUCCGGAGUGCUCCUAGAGACCCAGCCCCCGGAGGGCCGGGCACUUGCAGGGGAGCCUCUGGUCCUCAUCUGCUCCGCGGCCGAAGGCACAGGGGACACCACGUUCUCCUGGCACCGGGAGGACACCGGGGAGAGUCUGGGGACGAAACGCCAGCGUUCCCGGAGGGCGCAGCUGGAGAUCCCUGCGGUCGGCGGGAGCCACGCGGGGGGCUACUUCUGCACGGCCGACAACGGCCACGGCCUCAUCUGCAGCGCGGUCCUGAACGUCACUGUCACAGGCACUCCAGGGAACAGAAUGGGCCUCAUUGCUGCGGGAGCCACUGGGGGACUGCUCAGCGUUCUUGUCCUGGCUGCAGGCCUGCUGAUUUACCGCCGGCACCAGAGGAAGUCAGGAGAUGGUUCUCCAGGAAACACAACCAGGAGCCCUCCCGCCACAGGCCCAGGACAGGCCCCCCAUGGCAGGUGCCAGGGACAGAAAGACAGCCCAGUGGAGCUCCAGCAUUUGUACGGCAAUGGGAGUCUCGGAGAGGGACACCUGGUAUAUUCUGAGAUCCAGACUAUUCGACCGGGGCAAGAAGGGGAAGCCAGUGCCUCCAGAGCGUCCCUAGAGGACAAGCAUGCCGCAGUUGUCUACUCCUCGGUGAAGACACAGCUCCAAGGGGACUCUGCCGGAAAGGUCAGGUCUCAGCAUGAAGAUGCCACGGACAGUUACGAGAAUGUCCCACCUGCGUGACUCAUCCCUGCCCCGAAGCCCCAGCUCAGUGUAGCCCUCAGGGUCCCAGGAGUGACCAGCUGGUCCCAACUGCCCACGUGCUUUCACAUCCGCGACUCCUGAUUCACCUUCUCUGAACUGGUGAUGGGGCAGCUGCUGAAAGACUUGCUCAGGUGACCAGGAUCACGGGUAAGAGGAGACCCUGGACCCCUGCUCGGAGCCUAAUGUCAUGUGCUCCCCACGGUCCCAUUUAGGGAAAAGGAAGAAGGGUGGAGAAGCACUCCUGUUGAAAAACAGAAGCACAGGUGUUGGUGAUUUGGGAUUUGCACAAAGGCACGCCUGAGUGACUCAGGUCUCUGCUCAAUGCGUCCCCAACAACUGUCCCACUUGGGGUCAUCUGCAUCGGUUGGCUUAACUAUGCGCAGUGCCCAGGUCCUUCCCACACCAAGCCCAGGGCCACCUCUCCUGCCUGCACUGCUUACAGUCAGGAUUGCGCUGUAGACAAAAGAAUCCACACCACUAGUUUGCAGAGAAAAGAAUUUAAAUAGGGUGUUAAUUAAUUAAUUGGGGUAUUAAGAAGCAGGCUCUAGGCUGAGCUUCCAAAAGCAAAAGGUAAUUACGUUAAUGUUAUUUAAGACAAAGAUUUUCCACACUAGAGAAAAAAAUACAAAAACAAAAUUAAUAACCCUACAAACCCUAAUUGGAAAUAUCCGCAGAAGUUGAUAUCAAGCUCUUUUUUAAAGAGAUAUUUAUUUCCUAGGUCUGUCCACUGAAAAGGCCUAGAAAUAAUUAGCAACCCAACAGCAGUGAGCAUCCCUCCCACAGGCUGUGCUUUCCAAACACAAUUUCCCACCCAAGGGUACUGGGCUGUCUUUCCUGCAGGAGGCGUGUCUUUAGUUACCGAAUAGUUGAUAUGAGAAUAAGUAAUUCUUCCAAUAAAUGAAGAAGGAAUGAAAGGCACAGGAAACCACUCUUUUGAUGGCAAAUUUCAUGGAACACCCACUGAUUAGGUUAGCAUCAAAAACCAGACAGCCUAACACUCUGUGCCUCCUGAUGGAAGUAUUCAAUGUCACCUACAAAGUACUCAUGCCCAAGAUAUCAAAAUUGAAUCCAAUCAAGUUUUUAGACCCAACAACCAGCUGACAGGAAAUACGAGGGGCUACAGCAAUCAAUAAAAUCCAUGCCGUGGAAAAAUCUA
Messenger RNA from Neofelis nebulosa (Clouded leopard), 3302 nucleotides. RefSeq names its product Fc receptor like 4 (gene FCRL4). Gene Ontology annotation, biological process: cell surface receptor signaling pathway. The record is from RefSeq and is a predicted model, not a curated record. Gene Ontology annotation, molecular function: transmembrane signaling receptor activity. The transcript has 12 exons. NCBI's taxonomy places the organism in Eukaryota, Metazoa, Chordata, Mammalia, Carnivora, Felidae. Bases 539 to 2125 code for a protein of 528 amino acids.